UGCGCAGGCUCAUUGCUAUAUUUGUAGAAUCCAAAAUGGCGAUGGAAACAGUACCAAAAGAACUGAGAAACCUUCGUGCAUGUUUAAAUUGCUCACUUAUCAAGACCUUAGAACAGUUCGAAUAUUCUGGAUGUGAUAACUGUGAGAGAUAUUUGAGACUAAAGAACAAUAAAGAAAAUAUUUUAUCCUGCACAAGUCCAAACUUUGAUGGUUUGGUGUCUAUGAUAAGUCCUGAUGAUAGUUGGGUUGCAAGAUGGCAAAGAAUAGAUAACAUGGCCAAAGGCUGUUAUGCAGUAUCUGUAAGUGGAAAACUUCCAGGACAUGUAAUCAGAGAGCUUAAAGCUAGAGGAAUAACAUAUAAAAGCAGAGACAGAACAAAUCUAUCUUAAAAUGCGGAAGGCUUGCAUUUCAUCAAUGAAAUAUUUGGUAGAUGAUGUGGUGUCCUUUGUGUUCAUGAUACUUCAUUGAUGUUUCGUGGAUUUAAUACUGCCCCUCUGAGCUAAAUGCUGCUUUUGUAUAUUAUGAACAUUUUGUGUUUGAAAAUGCUGCUAUUUAUUUAUAAAAGAAAAUGAUAGCAAAAAUAUCUUUUCCUGAUUUAUAGUGAAACUUUCAGCAAUAGUUCAGUAAAUUUAUCUGUAUUGUACAUGUACAAAUUUCCUUCAAACAUCAUUUUAUAACCAUAAUUUUGAAGCUUCAAUGGGCUUGACAAUAGAUUAUACACAAUAAAAUAAUAUUUUAUAACAUGAUUUUUGUGAGCGUCG
This is a messenger RNA of Exaiptasia diaphana, 761 nucleotides long. Its product is annotated as transcription elongation factor SPT4. The transcript has 4 exons. The coding region runs from base 36 to 389 and encodes 117 amino acids. Lineage: Eukaryota; Metazoa; Cnidaria; Anthozoa; Actiniaria; Aiptasiidae. Gene Ontology annotation, molecular function: zinc ion binding; RNA polymerase II complex binding. The record is from RefSeq and is a predicted model, not a curated record. Gene Ontology annotation, biological process: mRNA processing; chromatin organization; positive regulation of DNA-templated transcription, elongation. Gene Ontology annotation, cellular component: nucleus; DSIF complex.